GCUUCCCUCGUUGGGAUCUCUCGGGCUGGGACCUCUCUCACGCCCACCACCGCACGUCCCAGAUCUCCUUCCUCGUGUGGCCACUCCCACCAAAACAUCCCCUCAAACCCUCACACUGCCCUCCUCAGCUCCCUCCUUUACCUCCUCCUUAAAGCACAACCACAUUCAAGCAGAAGAAUUGUUAUAAAAGAGUGUGGCCAACGGCGACGCUUCCUUCUAUGUUUCCAAAUACAAUGCAAACCAACAAGGUAUAAAAUAAUCUCGCUCCUCUUCCUCCCGUCGAUGAGCCCAACCCCCUCCAAGAAAUCCGCCGACGCCGCCGCAGCCGCAGCCACAGCGACCCAAGCCCGGUCGUCCGCAACCGGCCUCGGCGGUGGAGGGGGCGGCGCGGGCAUGCGGCUCAUCGUACCUCUUCAGGGCGUCGUCCAGGGCCGCGGCGGCCUCGUCCUCGGCACCCUCAUCCCCUGCGCCCUCUUCUACUUCCUCCAGUUCUACCUCAGGCGCAACCGCUCUCCUCCUCCUACUUCGCCGCAACCCCCCGCUGCCAACGGCCCCGAUCUCCCCGGCAUCGUCCGGUCCUCCUCCCGCAACUUCCUCUCCGCCCGCGGCUCCUCCGGCCACGCCGCCGUCUCCUCCCGCGCGGCCUCGAUCGCCAGAUCCGGCGAUUCGCCUUACUUCGUCGGGACUAAGAAGUGCUCCGAGGACCCUUACCAUCCCGUCGAUAACCCCGACGGCGUCAUACAGCUUGGGUUGGCCGAGAACCGCUUGUCUUUGGAUCUAAUUGGGGACUGGCUUGCGAGAAAUGUGACGGAUACCCUACUCGACGAGCGGCAGGGUGGGCUGAGCAUCAGCGGAUUGGCGACGUACCAGCCUUUUGAUGGGUUGGUGGAAUUGAAGAUGGCUGUGGCUGAAUUUAUGGGACAAGUCAUGCAAGGGUCAGUCUCGUUUGAUCCAUCGCAAAUAAUAAUGACAGCUGGUGCAACUCCAGCAAUUGAAAUUCUCAGUUUCUGCCUGGCAGAUGCUGGAAAUGCAUUUCUUGUUCCUUCACCGUAUUACCCAGGGUACGACAGGAAUAUAAGAUGGCGAGCUGGCAUAGAGUUGAUACCUGUUCCAUGUCGAAGCACUGACAACUUUGGUUUAAGUAUUCCUGCACUCGAAAGAGCAUACAAUCAGGCAAAAAUGCGAGGUGUCAAAGUGCGAGCUGUUCUUUUCUCAAACCCCUCCAACCCUGUGGGCAAUCUUCUGCACAGGGAAACAUUACGAGACCUUCUUGACUUUGUUACGGAGAAGGGCAUUCAUGUCAUUGCUGAUGAAGUGUUCGCAGGGUCAACCCAUGGUACUGAGGAUUUUGUGAGCAUGGCGGAAGUUUUAAACACAGAUGAGUUUGAUAGAAGCAGGGUUCACAUAGUAUAUGGCUUGUCAAAAGAUCUCUCCGUCCCAGGCUUUCGGAUCGGUCUCAUCUACUCUUUUAACGAACAUGUCAUUGCGGCUGCCUCGAAGCUGGCAAGGUUUUCCUCCGUUUCUGUUCCAACCCAGCACUUGCUCAUCUCGAUGCUUAAUGACACUAAGUUCAUCACACAAUAUAUCAAGACGAACAGAGAGAGACUCCGAGUAAUGUAUGCAUUGUUAGUGAAUGGCCUUAAACAGUUAGGUGUUGAGAGUGUCAAAAGCAGUGGUGGUUUUUACUGUUGGACGGAUAUGAGCAAAUUUAUGAAAUCAUACAGUGAGAAAGGGGAGCUUGAGCUAUGGAAGGAGAUGCUUAAUGUAGCUAAGAUUCAUUUGACACCUGGAACGGCAUGCCAUUGCAUUGAACCUGGAUGGUUUCGUUUAUGCUUCACAACAUUGACUGAGAAGGAUGUGCCUGUAGUUUUGGAACGCAUCAAGAGAGUUGUUGAUAACCAUUGAGUCUACUAAAGCAGAAAGGUAGAGGUCUUUGGUACAAAUAUGUUCAUAAGGCUGGAAAGUCGAUCACAUCGAGUCUCUUUCAGUAGUCUCGUAUCCUCUCCAGGGUUGUCAUCAAUUUUGGUAGUGUAGGCUUCGCUUCAUGCUUCUCUUCUCCUUGCUGAUGUAACUACAUCAAGGUGCACCACUACUCGUGCAGAGACCUCCGCUUGGUGAAGAGAUUUCUUUUCACUUACCAGUUGCUAAUAUAUGCUCUCAUCUUGUUACCAUUUGCAAUGAACGGAAAGCAUGUAAGCACCCUCUUCUUUAGGUAAUCCUGUGAUGGACAAAUUGGUUUAGAAUGUGAGUAUAAUUUCCAUAUCUUUCAUUACUUGUCUAUUAAGUCAGUAAUGUGGAAGUAAAGAAGAGGUUUUUAAUCCGAUGCUUGUAAUGGUAGACAGGUUUAUUAGCCUACACGCAAUGGAUCAUUUUUGGCAAGUUAA
Molecule: messenger RNA, 2384 nt
Organism: Musa acuminata subsp. malaccensis (wild Malaysian banana)
Lineage: Eukaryota; Viridiplantae; Streptophyta; Magnoliopsida; Zingiberales; Musaceae
Product: 1-aminocyclopropane-1-carboxylate synthase 6
Biological process (GO): amino acid metabolic process; biosynthetic process
Molecular function (GO): transaminase activity; pyridoxal phosphate binding
Source: RefSeq, a predicted model, not a curated record